GUUCCAUUAAAUCUGUCCUGACAGCCAAAUAUCGGACGGAUGCUUCUGCUGUUCGCGGAUAACAUGUCUCUUUCAUUCCACCUUGCACCAGAGCCGCAUCUCCUGCUCGUUCUGUUCACUGUUUACAGCCUUCUGGCUGUAAGGAGAACUUUUGCACAAGGGCAGCAGGGUGAUGGAUGUGGGCAUACUUCCACUGGCCCUGAAAGUGGGACUCUGACUUCCAAGAACUACCCUGGCACCUACCCGAAUCACACAUUCUGUAAAUGGGAGCUGCGUGUGGCAACAGGGAAGAGUAUAAUUCUGAGGCUUGGUGACUUCGACAUUGAGUACACAGACGGCUGCUCAUCCAGUUCAUUGAAAGUCUAUAUUUCAUCAUCUGCUAAUGACACCUAUGGUCCUUAUUGUGGAAAUGUGAAAAAAGCCCCUUCACGAAUACAGUUAACAUCCAGUGUGGUGACCGUGGAGUUCAGAAGCAGCACUCAUAUAUCAGGAAGAGGAUUUCUGCUCUCGUAUGCCACUACUGACCAUCCAGAUUUGAUUUCCUGUCUGGAUAAAGGGAUUCAUUAUUCUCAACAACAUUUUAGUAAAUAUUGUCCAGCGGGUUGUAAAGAUGUCAUUGGUGAUGUUUGGGGGAAUCCUCAACAGGGCUACCGUGAUACAUCUGUUUUGUGUAAAGCAGCCCUUCAUGCCGGUGCAAUAGCGGAUGAUCUUGGGGGCCAGGUCUCAGUGAUUCUGAAGAAAGGCAUCACUCUGUACGAAGCAGCUUCUGCAAAUGGGAUUUUAACUAAAACAGGUUCUUUGUCUGAGAAACGGAUGGAGAUCAUAAAAGAUUGUGAUGAUGUUCUUAAGAGCAGGCACCUUACUGCUUCAUCAUCGUGGACAGAGAAGAACAACAUUGGAGAGCUGAUUGUCUGGUCUCCUGAUAAAGCUAAUGUCAGCAGCAAAGGACAUCCAUGGGCUUGGGCUGCAAACUUAGACAGUGAGGGAGAAUGGCUGCAAAUAGACUUGGGAGAACGGAAGAACAUCACAGGGAUUAUGACCAAAGGUAGCAUGAGCAAUGGGUAUAAUUUCUAUGUAAAGACAUACAAGGUUUCCUCCAGCAACAAUGGAAAAACCUGGAGAACCUAUAAGAGUAAGAACAACAAGGAAGGCAAGAUUUUUGAAGGAAACACAGAUGGCCGACAACUGGUUCGCAAUAAUUUCAUCCCAUCUUUUGUGGGGCGGUACAUUCGAAUUAGACCACAGACAUGGUACCAAAGAAUAGCUAUGAAGGUAGAGCUGAUUGGCUGCAAGAUCUCGCAAAGAAAUGGGCGAAUUGGUCAUCCACGUAGUUCAAAACCUUUGCCCAAGCCAACCGUUAUCCCCACAGAAAGCAGCACUCUGCCGGAUCCAAUAGUGGUAGAGAAACACUCACCAGGUUUUAAUCUAAUGGUGAUACUUAUUGUAGUUGGUUCUGCAGUAAUCAUUUCUACAGCUGUCCUAUUGCUAUGCCUAUACUGUAAGAAAAGGAAGACUGGGCCAAGAAUGGACUGUUCUUUCCUAGGAGUAUGUGACAAAUCAGUGAAAAAGCAGAACUGUCAAAGAAGUCAGCAGCAGCCCACAGAGUCAAAGGUCAUUAUUUAUACCAGUGAGGAGGGAUUGAACAGGAACUUCACUGGAAACAACUUGUCAGAGUAUGCAGAGCCUGACAUUAUUCAAGUGGGAAUAGCAGCCCAAAAAGCCUCAUCGACUUUCAAACCCCCAAUGGACGAUGGUUACACUAUACCACUUGUUGUGAGUCACUACGAUGUUCCAUUUUCAGGGAAGAACCAUGAAUAUGCUGAACCAUUAUCUAACCAAGAACCAGAGUACGCUACUCCAUUUGUUGAGCAAAGUACAGAGCCAGAACAAUCCACAAAGAAAAAUGUCUAUAUAGUAAAAGUUGUUCCAGCUAUGCAAGAAGAACUUUAAAAGCCUCAGUCAUGCCAGAUGUGCUGCCUUGGUAUGAUUCACCUAACCAAACAUUAUACAGGUUUGUAUCAUGUACUGAACCUUUGCAGAGGUUGCCAAGAAACAGAGUGCAGUCAAAAGCAGUAACCAGAAAGGUACAACAGCAAGCAAAUUACACCAAAGAAAGCUCCUCUCUGCCUAGUGACUUUGUAAUGCCAGUGUACCAUCAAGCACUAUGAAUUGUGAACAAUAAGGACUUGUGUAAGUUUUAAAACCAUCAAAUUCCUGAAUUAAAAAGGAAGUUGACAAUAUAGUACUAUUUAUGUCAACUGGUUUAAAUGAUAGGAAUCUGGGAAAAACUGGACAAGUCGUUGAUAGCAGUUCCAGGGCAAGAAGACUAAGUGAAAACAUUGAACUCUAGAUAUGUGAUACUGUUUCCAACAAGGAAUGUUUUGAUAGUCAAGUUAUUUAAUGUAUUUUUUUAAAGUACUGAAUAGAUAAAAGCACUUCAUAAAAUAGGAUUGAAUGGGAGCAUGCUUUAAUUGUUCAUUUUUGUUACAGAAUAUUUUUUACUGCAGAAAAUGCUGGUUUAUUCAGCAAUUCAUCAGAGUUGUAUUAAUAAAAUGUGACAUCUA
Messenger RNA from Carcharodon carcharias (great white shark), 2564 nucleotides. Its product is annotated as discoidin, CUB and LCCL domain-containing protein 1. NCBI's taxonomy places the organism in Eukaryota, Metazoa, Chordata, Chondrichthyes, Lamniformes, Lamnidae. The transcript has 15 exons. The record is from RefSeq and is a predicted model, not a curated record. The coding region runs from base 40 to 1950 and encodes 636 amino acids.